AUGUGUCUUACACUCCUUGAGCCUCUGCAUGAGCGUCUAAUUGGUUUCAUCGCCACACCACUCCAUCUGCACGAUUCUCCUUGCCCGAUGCGUCGAAGUUCUUCAUCUUUUCCGAUUUGAAAACAAAUGAAGACCUACGUGGCAAAUUUCUGAGGAAUCGACGUGUUUACAUCAAAGGUCAUUUCUCGUUUUGUUUAUCGCAUUCCGGCUUUAUCUUUUCACUUUUCACUUUCUCAUUCAGCAUUUUUUUGCCAAAUCUCUUCAAAGUAAUCUAUUUUUUUAUAUGGUAUUAUCAAAUACCCUUUUCCUGAAUGAUUUUUAUUCAACUUCAGUCUGUUCAACAAACCUUUAUUUUCGAAAAAGGUAAAAUUUUGACCUUCAAUUACACUGAAAAUGUCUCUUCGUCUUAGAACCUUGAAAAAUUACAUUUUUCUACACUUUUAAAGCACCACAAAAAAGUUUUUUGAACGAACAUACGAGAAGCUCAUAGACCUAUUUUCGAAACUGUAAAAUUUUUUUCUCCUGAAACUUUUAUCUUUCAAUUUCCGAAUGUAAUAAAUCACAGUAUUCUUUUUCUCCCGAGAAGCACGAUUCCACUAGACAACCCGGCUGCUAAGGCUGACUAUCGUGAACUCAACUUUCCGAGUCUUUUUCUUCGAGUUCUUCUGGCUUCUUUUUCGUGUCUCCAAAACACUGAAGAUCCGAAAAGAGCUUCAGAAGACGUUUACAGACAAUGUCCCGAGUGACGCUGUGGCUGCGAGCAGGUAGCGACGGCGUUCAGGUGAGCGGCGAUCCUGCCGGCCACCACCUCUUCAUGCGGCUUCUGUUCCACGCACGACACGACGCCUCUCUCAAGUUCGACGUCAAGACCGUCAACGACAACAGACCUCCACAGGACUUCAAGAAUGUUAGUUCUGCAAGUCCUUUCAACGAAUUGAGAGCGACGGCUUGCAGACAGGUCUUCGGAAGCCGCCAGGUCUCGAGGUAGCUGACGAAGAGCCUCUGCAACAGGUCGACGACAUCCUCAACUUCAUCGACCGCCUUCAACCCGUGUACAAGGCUGACAUGGACGCCGAAGACGCGACCGCCGACCUCUUCUCCAAGUUCGCUUGGUACAUCAAGGAGGUCAACCACGAUCCAAAGGUACUUUCCUUAAUGGCAGAGAACAAGAAUUCGUUAGCUUGCAGUCUUUGAACACGGAACUUCUGAGGAUCGAGAAACAUCUCGAGGCUCACGAGUCGCGCUUCCUCUCCGGAGACGAGCUCAGCCACAUCGACUGCCUCGUUCUCACAAGGCUUCAUUCAAUUCGUAUCGCUGCCAAGGUCAGUGAGUGGGAGGAAAUGAACAGCUGUUUAGUUGGUUGAAGGAGCUCAAGAACUACGAAAUCCCAGCUGAGCUAAAGCUCAUAUGGCGAUACCUGAGAGACGGUUACGCUGAGGAGAUCUUCCGGAUCAGUUGUCCUUCUGAUCAGGUGAAAAAUGGGACUAGAAAAAAAAAACAUCGACCGUUUUCCUAUUUUAAUCGUUUGAUAUUAAAAAAUUUAUUCCACUAAAAUUUUGAUUAUAGCUUUGCAAUCGUUGGUCAUAUUUAUUUUUCUCACGUCAUCUUUCUCGAAAAUCUUUCAUUUCGAACAACCAUUUGUUUUUUUCGUUUUUUUAAAAACAUUUUUAAGCAAAAAAUACAGCCGAAAAACAGAGAAAGGAAAUUGCACCGAAAGAUUAUGACAAAAUCCCGUUUCCUGUUAUUUUAUUUUUAGCCACAUUCCUUUAUUUCUAGUGAAUUAUUCGCUACUGACAUUCCAUCGGGGGUUGAACGAAAGAUCGAGCCUCUUCGGCUUCAGCCUUUGAAAAAGGACCUUGACACGAUAAAAAAUUGAGAGAACUUUGAAGAAAGAACUAAUGGCGCGUUCAUCGGAGAAACGGAACAUGAACGAAAAACGAAAAACCGUGUUCAUCGGCGCGCCAAAGUUGCUCCAAAACAGUACUAUUUUUUGUUUUGAAGCAUUUUUUUGCGCUUCGAAGCAAUUUUCGUUUUUUCGGAUGAACACGUCAUAAUAUAUUAAUGAUAUCAAUUGUAAUUAUCAGAAAAAAUAGAGAAACUUUGACUAACGUCUUCGAGGCUUGAUAAAACCACGAUUUCUUAGAAUAGGGAGCAACAAGAAACGCUCAGACGCGGCCAACCUCCUGCUUUUCCACUUUUACAUUGAAAAACUUGAGAAACCUUAUUUUUCACGUCUUCAUGAAGAAGCUUCAGGAGAUCGUCCUGCACUGGUCAGAUCGACCGGACACGCCCUCCGUGUCGCCGCAGCGCAGGGCACAACUCGCUCGCGAACAGGUCGCCUUCACCUUUUCCAUCCCCCACUGA
This is a messenger RNA of Caenorhabditis auriculariae, 2364 nucleotides long. The record is from the annotation of a GenBank genome assembly. NCBI's taxonomy places the organism in Eukaryota, Metazoa, Nematoda, Chromadorea, Rhabditida, Rhabditidae.